Molecule: messenger RNA, 3595 nt
Organism: Mesoplodon densirostris (Blainville's beaked whale)
Lineage: Eukaryota; Metazoa; Chordata; Mammalia; Artiodactyla; Ziphiidae
Gene: LARP1B
Product: La ribonucleoprotein 1B
Exons: 12
Coding region: 330-2321 (663 amino acids)
Biological process (GO): positive regulation of translation
Cellular component (GO): cytosol; cytoplasmic stress granule
Molecular function (GO): RNA binding
Source: RefSeq, a predicted model, not a curated record
GGAGCGCGAGCCUACCUGACUCUGCUAGAGGCGCUACAGCUUCGCGUUGCGGCGUUUGUGCCGCAGCCCGCGCCAAGUGAGGGCUCCCGGCCCCCGGCUGCGGCGACCGGCGCGUGUUGGCAGGCUCGGGGCUCGCGCCGCUGCGGGCCGGCGGGCGGUUAGCGCGCCGUUCGACGCCGGGAGCUCCGCGGCCUGAGCCGACGCGGGCGGCCGGGCUCUCCGGUUCUCUUCCCCAGGCCGGAGCCAGUCAGUGUCCCGGCGGAGAGACGGGCAGCCGGGCUCCCUGGCCCCGGGCCGCCCCCGGCUGGGGCGGCUGGGGCAGGGGGACGAUGUCUGCUCGCGUCCGGGUGCCCGCCGCUCACCCUCGGGAGGAGCGGCCCGCGGUACCAGCUGAGAGGGCGUCGCUGUCGGCCGCGGCGAGCCGGCAAGCCGGGAAGCUGCCCCCGCCCGAACGGGAGGGCAAGGAGGCGGCGAGGGAAGAGAGAAACGCGCUCGCUUCCAGCACGGGGGCGCGGGGAGAGCCUUUGCCGGCGCCCGUGCUGGGACACAGCGUGCCUCAGGCGGCCGUGCCCGUGAAGCCCCUGGCGCUGCACCUGGCGCACAAGGCGCGCGGGCCGGGGGUGCCCUUCGGCUGGGAGCCGCCGCCACCGCUGCCGCGGGACCCGCCGGCCGAGGACGCCCGGGAGGACGAGGCGGCGGCGGCAGGCUCUGAGGAGAAGCUGCCGCCGCCGCCGCCGCCGCCGCUGCCGCGUAAGGAGAAUCCCUGGACCAAAAAGCCUCCCCAGCACCUGUCCCCCGCCGGGACGGGGCCGCCGCCGCUGCCCCCACUGGAAGCCCUGGAGGCAGAGCCCAGUUCCCCCCAAAUUAUAAAAGCAGGAAAACUCAAGACAAAGAAAUCCAACAAGCCUAGUGGUUUCAGCGAUAUGGUGAACUGGCCAACACCAAGUGAAUUAGUGAACACUGAAUGUCAGAGUGUCAUCAGCCUAGGAAAUAAGAAGCCACAAAACAGAAAAGAAAGAGAAGACAAGGUUGAAAAGACAAGUAACAGUGAAAGCAAAGAAAGCCGGGAAACAAAAUUAGAUGGUCCUGGUGAAAAUGUCAGUGAGGAUGAGGCUCAGUCAAGUAAUCAACGAAAGAAAGCUAAUAAGCACAAGUGGGUACCACUCCACUUAGAUGAUGUAAGAUCAGACAGUCAAGAAAGACCAGGAUCCCGGAAUAGCUCAAGAUGUCAACCUGAAGCAAAUAAAACAUCACAUAAUAGGAGAAAUGACACACGAAGUUGGAGGCGUGAAAGAGAAAAGAGAGAUGAUCAAGAUGAAGUUUCCAAUGUGAGAAGUGAGUGUGGUAAUAUCCGAGGUACUUUUAGAGGCCGAGGAAGAGGCCAAGGACGGGGAAGAGGACGAGGCAGAGGAAAUCCUCCAUUGAACUUUGAUUAUUCAUAUGGUUAUCAAGAACAUGGUGAAAGGACUGGUCAACCAUUUCAAACAGAACUUAAUACCAGUAUGAUGUAUUACUAUGAUGAUGGUACAGGCGUACAGGUGUAUCCUGUGGAAGAAGCAUUGCUUAAAGAGUAUAUUAAACGCCAAAUUGAAUAUUACUUCAGUAUAGAAAACUUGGAACGGGACUUCUUUCUUAGGAGAAAGAUGGAUGAGCAAGGUUUCUUGCCUAUUUCCCUGAUUGCUGGCUUCCACCGUGUUCAGGCUCUCACUACAAACCUUAAUCUCAUUUUAGAGGCACUGAAAGAUAGCACAGAAGUGGAAAUUGUGGACGAGAAAAUGAGAAAAAAGAUAGAACCAGAAAAAUGGCCAAUUCCGGGCCCUUCUCCACAUAGUGUGCCACAAACAGACUUCUCUCAACUGAUUGAUUGCCCAGAGUUUGUACCAGGCCAAGCCUUUGGUUCACAUACAGAGUCUGCCCCAAAUUCUCCAAGAAUUGGAGGUCCACUGAGCCCAAAGAAAAACACUGAAACAAGUAAUCUUCAAGCAAUGUCUAGAGGUUUGUCUGCCAGUUUGCCCGACUUGGACUCAGAACCUUGGAUAGAAGUAAGAAAGAGACAUCAUCCAUCCCCAGUGAAAUUGAAGGAAUCACCACCUCUACCUGAAGAGGCAUCAAAUCACCUAUAUCUUCCAGAUGAACAAGAACAAGAAGAACUUGAUUUUUUAUUUAAUGAAGAGAUGGAACAAAUAGAAGGGCGAGAAAACACAUUUACUGAUUGGUCUGAUAAUGAUUCAGAUUAUGAAAUCGAUGACCAGGAUUUAAACAAGAUUUUGAUUGUAACUCAGACACCACCUUACAUGAGAAAACAUCCUGGAGGAGAUUGAACAGGCAACCACAUGUCUUGGGCAAAAAUUACAUCUGAACUUGCUGAAGUUAUCAACGGUGGCUUAUAUUAUUAUGAACAGGAUUUGUGGAUGGAAGAAAAUGAAAACAAACACACAGCCAUAAAGGCAGACCUUUGUGUUUGUUGCAGAUGGUGAGAGGAACUUCAGUUGUGGUGAAGUCUUUGGUAUGUAGCUGGAAAUGGUGUACAAAUUCACGAGGAGAUGCCACAUCCUCACCUGGCAGACAGAGACAUGACAUCAUACUGACUUGGCAAGCUGAGAGUCACCACCACCACUUGAGCUGUUCCUCUUCUCACAGAGAAGAACACCAACUUGAGAACCUCUCUGGCAAAGCUGGGGACUAUUCCUGACCAGGAGUCAACUUGUGUGCAAGUUCCACUGAGUGCAAUUCUGGACCAAAAACUAACUUCUCUGAACCUCAGAUGGGGAUCAUUCUUCUCUACCUCACUGAGUUUUAAAGACCUUUAAAAACUGUAAAAGACUGGGCAUGUGUGAGAAGGAACAAAGGCCAUAUGGUUAUGUGGGAUCAGGAAUAAUGAUGCAAAUAGAGGUGAGACCAGGAAUUUAAAGACAAUGCAGAAGCUUCAGGCUUUACAUAGAAAUUGUGACAUCAAAGUACAGUCUGUGGAUUUCUUCCCCAGGUGCCACAGUGUCAGAUAUUUUCAUUAUUAGUCCUUUUGUGUUGUGUAUUUUAAAAUGCAAAACUCUUUUAAUUCUUCCUCCUAAUACCUUACUCUGAAAGACUUCCUCAGAUUGCUUUCCUCUCACAGGCAACAUGAGGCCCCAUCGUUCUCCCUUUAGAUAUGGUUUUGAUUUGACUUCUCCCUGCUGAAGAGACAAGUGAAUUAGGAGACCUAAUUUCAGGUUUUGCCUCACUAUUUAAAUUCUAGCCAAAGCCCCUUGUACAAGUCAGUUCCUUAUUUUAAUACACAUACUUCAAUUAUGGUAGCUUUAUAGUAAGUUAACUCUUUCCCAGGAAUUCAUUCAUUAACAUCUGCUUGAGUGCCUGCCCUGUGCCACACUGUGCUGGGAGCUGGGAAUGUGGUAGUGGACAUGACUUACUAUUGAAAAUGCAAUCUCCAAGUAAUUCAUAAUGGUGAUGUUGAUGAGAGUAGGGUGUGUGGAUGGAGAUAAUUAAUCCAAAAAAUCUAGAUAAAUAGAUAACUACCAUAAUUGACCAUUGAAUUUAGUUAUGAGCUGCUUCAUAAAUAGGAAAGAAGAAACUUGCUGAGUUAUCUCAGUGGAACAGUUGG